GCAUAACACAUCUAUAAUGGCUGCCGUUUCUCCAUUUCGUCUUCUUCAAUUGCCUCAAAGAGCUCAACGCAUUUCACUUUCGCACAUGAGUUCUGUUUCUGUAUUUUCACUCUCCUUGUGUGCCACAAAAAAUACAAAAGACCUCGUUCGGAGUCUAAAUCUGAAGUGCAUACGAUUGUGUUUAGAAUUCUUUGAUGACCUUAUUUUGAGUAUUUGCUUCGAAGGCUGUAUAAUUGAUUUUUAUCUGUACAUGCUGAAUAGUAGUCAGAAAAUUACACCAGGACUAUGUGCACCGAAAAAUGUUCAAGUUUCUACAAAUGAUGUGAAAAAUUUUAAAUGGGAACGACCAAACUUAAAAUUUAGAAAUUGGAUAGAUCACUUUCUUUAUAUUCUCAAUAUUUCAACUUUAGAUGUUGCAAUGGGAAGUAGAAAUGUUAAUGUUGAUUUUGAAAAUCUUCAUAGUUGUUUAGAAGGAGUUCGUGUAAAAAAGUUAUCUUAUCAUAUACUGGACAUGACUUCAAAUGAAACCAACCGAACAAAUUCCGUUAAUGAUACAUUUUUAUCAAAAGCAGAGUUUAUUGUGUUGUCUAAUUGCACGUAUGAAACCUCACAGUCUAUUCACAAAUUUCUUAUUUGUAAUAAUGCGACACUAUUCUCUAAUGUUUUUUCUCCAUAUAAUCUGAAUGAUUUACUCAUAUCCAAUUGCCAAAACCUUCUCGUUAACGUUGAUAGAGGCAACAUUUUUUUGGGACAAGAUGUGAACAAAUUUUUAAAGCACUGGAUACGUGGAUCAAAUGUAACACUCAAAUGUUUGGCAUUAGAAGCUCCGAUGAAUAUGGAAAGAGAACUUGUUAUAGAAACAAUAUUAGAAGGAAUUGAUUACAAGGUUAAAGAAGAGGAGGUGUCAGUUUAUAAGAAAAUGCUUGAUAUCUUCAAUCACGGAAAUCCUUCAAUUACCAAAAUUCGUGGUUUUCGUAUUACACGAUUCGAUGGUACAAAUUGCGAUGUUGUAAUCAGAACAUGCAAUCCGAGUGUUAUGCGGUACAGCCUAAAUAUGUUUAUUUUCUAGUUUUGUUCUGUUUUGAUACACUCUCAUUAAUUGUAUUUUUUAUGAACACAUAUAUAUGCACAUAUUUGUUGCUUCUAAUUGUUUUGUUAAUUGGAAAAACUGGAAAAUGGAAUAAAUAUUGGAAUAAA
Caenorhabditis elegans is the source of this 1197-nucleotide messenger RNA. RefSeq names its product F-box domain-containing protein (gene C08F8.15). Lineage: Eukaryota; Metazoa; Nematoda; Chromadorea; Rhabditida; Rhabditidae. The transcript is spliced from 2 exons. The coding region runs from base 17 to 1069 and encodes 350 amino acids. The record is from RefSeq and is marked reviewed.